Apodemus sylvaticus (European woodmouse) is the source of this 4760-nucleotide messenger RNA. It is a transcript of the gene Fam131b, whose product is annotated as family with sequence similarity 131 member B. Bases 1585 to 2583 code for a protein of 332 amino acids. The record is from RefSeq and is a predicted model, not a curated record. The transcript is spliced from 7 exons. Lineage: Eukaryota; Metazoa; Chordata; Mammalia; Rodentia; Muridae.
GGCCCUGCCUCGCGCCUUUACUUUCCCUCCAUCCGCUAAGGUCCCUCUAUCCCUGUGCCCUCGCGCCUCCGGGGCUUCCAUCCCUCCCAGCUCAUAGCCUUCUCUCCAUCGCCCUCCCGCAGGCGCGGUCCUUCCCUGGUAGCCUCUCCACAGCAUCCUUCGCUGCUGCUCCGUCGCUGUUCCCUGCUCCCGUUGGCCCCAUCCCUCCACCUUCAGGCCAUUCGCGUCUGCUCCGCUGUGGCCAGAGCCUCCCCGAGCCCUUCUUUCUGGAGCAGCCCAUCCUCUCUGAACCUCCUCCCCACCCUCAUCCCUGACUUUCUUCCGCACGCCCCCUCCCAUCUUCACCCUCUUCUCCAGAUGGCUUGUGUGUUUUGCCCCCGACCAUUUCCCUCGGUAGCCUUUUCCCGUCGCUCCUGACUCCCCCGAUUUGCUUUGUUCACGUGCAUUUUUCCUCUGGGGCGGGGGCGGGAAGAGCGUGUGCCACCGGGAGGGAACGAACGGGUUCUACGCUUGGAGGGAAUGGGCUUGGGCCGGGGUGCUCCGGAAGAGCCGCGGACUCAGGGAGGAGGUCGAGGUUUACCUCCCUGAGAGAGGUCGGGAGUCCGCUUCCCAGAAGGGUGGGGUCCGCCUAGGAACCCUGGGACCCGCCUGCACCUGUCAGCGGGGGCAGGCGGGGCAGGGCCGGCUUUUUAUUUACCUUUGGCAGGGGGAGGGAAGAAAGGCGCUUCCUUAAUGGUCCUCUCCUUCCAGCCCCUGCCUUACUACCGUCCCCCAUCCCCACCCCACGCAUCCAUUACACUUUUGGGCUGAACAUAUUAGUACAGUCCUCUCCCAAACCCCCCAAUUUUCCCCUCCCUAACUCCCAAUUUCUCCCGCCUACACGCCCUAGUGACCUCAGGCUGAGAGAAUAAUUCGUAUUAUUAUUCCAAACAAACUCACUCUCCGGAAGCCUGAUUUCUGAGACCCAGUUUAUUUCCAUGGAGACCCUCCUCUGCGUUCACCUCUUUCCCCAUUCUCCUCCCCUCCAUUUCCCUGCCCCCUAAGGCUCUGACUCAGCUCCCCCUCUUCCUCAAAGGCCACCCCUCCCUCCCCUCGCUCCCACUCUUCACCGAGAGAGCUUGCACUGCCUGCCCCAUUAUUGUUAGGUCCAGAUGUCUUUCCUCUCUGACCUAGCCACAGGUCCUGGUCUUACCUGUCUCAUCGUUUCACAAGAUCCCAAGAGAGAACAUAACAACUUUGGACGUGUGGCAUGCUGAGCCCUACCCAUCCAUCAGUCCCGGAGAGCGCCAUCCCCUUUGUCACCAGUUCUUUUGGUGCUUGGUGGAUGCCUCUUCCUGCCCAAGACCCAGUCUGCACUUCUUUAAAAAAAAGGGGGGGGGGGACGACUUAUGAUCCUAAACCCCAAAAGCAAAAGUUCAUGUAUGCAAUGGCUUUAGGGCAGAUGGCUGCCACCCAAUUCUUGAAUCUCUUCCUAAAUACUCAAGUAAUUCUUUCCCAGGAGUUACAGAGGAUACCACCUUGCGCUUAGGGAACGAAGUGAUUGCAGUGGACUGGAAAGGCCUCAAGGAUGUCGACCGGAUCAACAUGGAUAGCACCAGCUCGCUGCAUGGCAGCAGCCUCCAUCGGCCUUCUACAGAGCAAACACGAACAGAUUUCUCCUGGGACGGCAUCAAUCUCUCCAUGGAGGACACCACUUCCAUCCUUCCGAAGCUUAAGCGAAACUCUAAUGCCUAUGGCAUUGGGGCCCUGGCCAAGUCAUCAUUCUCAGGGAUCUCGAGGAGCAUGAAGGACCACGUGACAAAGCCUACAGCCAUGGGCCAAGGCCGGGUGGCCCACAUGAUUGAGUGGCAGGGCUGGGGGAAGGCCCCAACAAUUCAGCCACAACACAGCCAUGAGGCUGUGCGCAGGGAUACAGAUGCUUACUCUGACCUCAGCGAUGGUGAGAAGGAGGCACGUUUCCUAGCAGGUGUCAUGGAACAGUUUGCUAUUUCUGAGGCUACACUUAUGGCCUGGUCUUCCAUGGAUGGCGAGGACAUGAGCGUCAAUUCUACCCAGGAGCCACUGGACUGCAACUACAGUGACAACUACCAGGAACUGAUGGAAAGUCAGGAUGCACUAGCUCAAGGCCCCAUGGAUGGAUGGCCGCACUCCUACGUGUCACAGGGGAUGUACUGUCUGGGGUCAUCUGACGCCUGGGAAGCAAGUGACCAGUCCCUCAUUGCAUCUCCAGCCACAGGAUCCUAUCUUGGCCCUGCAUUUGAUGACUCACAGCCGAGCCUGCAUGACAUGGGGCCUUCCCAUCCUGCUUCAGGAUACUCUGCUCAGGAGCCUCCACCUUUGUUGGGGGUAGACACUGACUGGGCAUCAGAGGUUGGUGGGGUGGAACUGGCUAGGGGAUCUGUGGAGGAAGAGAAGAGACCACUGGCCCCUGAGGAGGAAGAAGAUGCUGGAUGCCGGGAUCUGGAGUCACUUUCCCCACGAGAGGACCCAGAGAUGUCCACUGCUCUCAGCCGGAAAGUGUCCGAUGUCACAUCCUCAGGUGUGCAGUCCUUCGAUGAGGAGGAGGGGGAUGCCAACAACUAGCUUCUUCCCACCCCACUCUGUCCUGAGGGGUAUGGCUGCAACCCGUACCCCUUCCAAAGCUCGAGCAGCACAGAUGAGACCUGGGCAGAAGACAGCAGGGAACUGGGAGCUUCCAGCCCUCACCAGGCCGCUAGCUGCCCUGGAGAGUGAAGGACCAGCAGGGGGUUUUAUCUAGGCUUGCACUCCAGAAAUCGUCAUUCCAGGAACUGAGACCCAGGCAAUUAGGUGGCAUGGUGGUGGGAGAUGCCCAGGUCUGUCGCUGAACACUGAAUCUCAGUUUUUACACCCCUGAUUUCGUCUUCCAGGAGCCUUGGCUGUGCUGUCCGAAUGCCUCUUUUCUCCAUUUCACUCUUGCUUUCCUGAUUCUGUUUUCUCUGCCCAUGGCACCAGUGCAUCCCCACUGUGGGAAGCAGGCCUCGGGGGCUGUUGGACGUGGCUUGGUGGGUCCAGCACACUACCUGGCUGAAGGAGUGGCCUGAAGGGCGGGCCCUUCUGUAUUUAGCAUAGGCAGUGGGCCCAGCUCAGGCAAUCUUUGGUUUCUGAGAUCAGGAGCCAAUGGUGAGGUGGACAUGGCAGCUGGGACUGGCAGGGGUCACAGUGUGAUUCUUUAUCCCAAGGCCUACUCAGAGACGAGGGUCACCAAUGAGACAAAGAAUAAACAGCCACUUGAAUGUCCUGUGGCUGGAAAGGGGACCUUAAGCCCACUGGAGUUGGCUCCUCCAGGUCUGGCUUCUCUUUCUGCCUUCUUCCAUCUGGCACCCAGCCCCAAGGAGGGGAAGCGUCUCAAAUUGUUGACCUAGGAUGCAGUGUCCCAUCAGUGGUGGGGAACCAUGAGGGCUGGGCCUCCCUGUACCUUCCCAAAUUCUCUGGAGCUGUUUACACUUUUCUCUUUGCCUUUUCUACAUUUUUAUAACUUCUUGGGGACUCAGGGUUGAGCAGAGUGGAGUGGGGAGUCUGGUGCUGUCACUGCCUUGGCUGGGCUGGGCGACUGGCUGAGGGCCAGAGUGGACACUGGCUGCUUCUGCUGUUUGUCAGCUGUUCCCAGGGGCCCUCAAUCCAGCGUUCCUUACAGGGGUGGCUGUGGUGAGCCUCUAAGCUUGCCUGCCCAUCCCUCCCUUGCCCUUUGAUUUCGAGUGGACUGGGGUCAGGGUGCAACAGCAAGGCAGUGCAGGAUUGCAUUGAGGGCGCUGCAGCAGCCACAGCUCCAACCUGGCCUUUGGCAUAAGCAGAGUUUUGAUAGGAGAUGCCCAAGUUUGUCACCGUGUUUUUCUCCUUCCUUCUGUCUAUCCAUGGCUCCAGUCCCAAAGCCUUGUGUCCUACUCUAAUGUCAGGGGUCUGAAACUACUCCCUUACCCAUAGAAACGAUGAGGCUCACUGUUGGAGUGAUUCUGUUUGUCUGUGAUGCUGUCCUGUACCACAUUCAUACACUGAAGUGUAACCAGAGUAGGUGUCCCUCACCCUUCAGGGGAGGGGAAGCAUGGGGUCUUAAGGUCUCUUAAUGUAGGGAACAUGGGAAUAGACCAGGAGAGCCAAAGCAAGUAAACAGUCACUUAGCUCAUCUAAUGCUGCCUGAAUGGGAGGAGAAGAAGAUACCUCGUGUUUGCUAGUGUGUUGUGGUUUAGCUUAUCAGGACCUCAUUUCUAGGACUAGGAAGGGCUAGCCUGCCAACCCUGGCAACUGCCCCUCACCCCUGGCCUCCUGUCCUAGCCCCUGGGAGUUUGCAUGUUGAAGCUAACCUAUGCCCAGGGUCUCUUUGCCUUGUCUACCUGCUCUAUCAACACGUCUGUCUCAUCUCACUGCCCCCAUAUUCUUCCCUCAGGUGACCACAGACAGCGAGUCCAGUGAGAGGUUUAUUCAACUCAGUUCCCUUUGCUCAGGGCCCUGGAAAGUUAGGAAAAGUAAACUACAGCAGCUUUCUUUCCCCCUUCCAUUCCUCAAGGAAGCCAAGUGGUCCCCAUUGAAAGACUACAAGAGACCUGAAGAAACCUAGUAGGGUCUGGACCUGAGCAGGGCUUGGUUUCCCCAGGCUGCCACAGAGGCAGGAGAGGCCCACCCCACUCUGAAGAGAGAAGAUGCAAGGAGCUGGCCCAGGACCAUUUUGAACUCUUUUUUUUUAGAGGGAGGGACCACCUCUCUGGUGCUGGGGCAGGGUGCAUGGGGGUUUGCUUCUAGCCUAC